Messenger RNA from Rotaria socialis, 1893 nucleotides. Lineage: Eukaryota; Metazoa; Rotifera; Eurotatoria; Philodinida; Philodinidae. The record is from the annotation of a GenBank genome assembly.
AUGGCCACCGUAGGCGGAGGAGAAGAAGCGGCGGCAUUACAGCGUUUAUUACGUAUCACUGACGUUGCACAAGAGUCACUGGAAAUUCUUGCACCCAUUACUGGUUAUUCGAAAUCAUCCCUUGUUUCACUUGAAGAAGCAGUCGUACCACUCGUUCCUAUUGUACCCGAUGUUCAGAGUCAUGCAUAUAUUGGUAAAUUAAAAUGUAAGAAACCUGACGAUAAACUAACACAAGAUGAAUCUGCAUCGAUUAUGCUUUACACAAUGGGGUGGGAACCUCUUGACGAAUGUCUCUACGUAGUCUUAAACAAUACAUUGCGAGCGAAGGAUCGACAGCAAAAACUCCAACCUUGGUAUUUUUAUUUGAGACUUUUUCUAAAUACACUGUUUCGUCUUCCGCUGGUUUCGACAGAUGCAUAUAGAGGUGUCAAAUUGGACCUCUGCAAUCGCUAUAUCGAAGGAGAAACAAUUGUUUGGUGGGGCUUCUCAUCGUGCACGACAUCUGUCGGUGUGCUAAAAUCAGAAUUGUUCUUGGGAAAGACCGAUAGUAGAACUAUGUUUACCUUACACUGUAAAUCAGCCAGAGACAUAAGCAAGUAUUCGUUUUAUCCAGUUGAAGAUGAAUUACUUCUAAUGGCUGCAACUCAAUUCAAAGUAGUCAGCUCCCUUGAUCAAGGUAAUCUUCACAUUAUUCAAUUGGAAGAAACUACGCCACCAUUUCCACUUUUACAACCAGUACCUAUUGUUGGUUCAUUACCAAUUCAAUCAAAUCCAUCUGGUGAUUCGACAGCGACUUCGUUUGACAUAAGCAAAGAAAAGUCAAUGACACAUUCAAAUAAAUCUACAAUCGAUAGACAUGGAGCAGCUGCCAGUACUAGCAAAAGGACAGGAAUCAAUUCUAUCACUGGCCAAAUGUCCGAUGUAAAAAUUAGUGCUUCAACUAAUGAAGUUAAUAUUCCUACUAAUGCUAACUGGUCACAGAACGGAGUGACUGUUGCUGGAGGUAACGGAUAUGGGGGUGCCACCGAUCAGCUCAACCAACCUUAUGGUCUCUUCGUUGAUGAUGGUAAAACAGUGGUCAUUGCUGACUGGGGGAAUCAUCGUAUCAUGCAAUGGAAGAAAAGCAAGAGGAAAAGUGAUAUGACGAAUGGAAAAGUUGUUGCUGGUGGUAAUGGUCAAGGAUAUGGAUUGGAUCAAUUGAACCGCCCAAAUGAUGUAUUGAUCGACAAAGAGACAGAUAGUCUGAUUAUUUGCGAUCGAGACAAUCGGCGGGUUGUACGAUGGUCUCGUCAUAGUGGCACAACGCAAGGAGAAAUCCUCAUCGACAACAUCAAUUGUCGGGGAUUGGCAAUGGAUCAUCAGAGAUAUCUCUACGUCUCUAAUGGCGGAACAGAAGUAAGACGAUAUCAAUGGCAAUGGGGAGACAAGGUUGGUACUCUCGUGGCUGGUGGAAAUGGCAACGGUGAUGGUCUCAAUCAACUCAGCUUUCCGGCUUUUCUCUUUGUCGAUCCACAACAGAAUGUCUACGUGUCAGACAAUGGAAAUCAUCGUGUAAUGAAAUGGAGUAAAGGUGCAAAAGAAGGCAUUGUCGUCGCUGGAGGUCAAGGCGAAGGGAGAGCUUUGACACAAUUGAAGUAUGCUAAUGGACUCUUCGUUGAUAUGUUGGGUACACUCUAUGUGGCAGACUCAUUGAAUCACCGUGUAAUGCGUUGGACUCAAGGAGCGCAACAAGGCACUGUAAUUGUGGGUGGAAAUGGUGAAGGAGAAGGAGCAAAUCAGUUCGCCGUCACUAUUGGUUUGUCUUUCGAUCGACGUGGUAAUCUCUAUGUCGCUGAUCGGUACAAUCAUCGUGUUCAACGAUUUUCUCUCGAAUAUUUGUCGGAUACAUUGUGA